GCUGCAGUCACUCCCUGUGCUCUGAGUCUCAGAGGUGAUGGCAAAGGGCUGCAGGUGCCCCUUCAGUAAACAAGGCUCUCCCCAGCUUCUCCAAAGCCGCAGGCAGCUUGGCAGAGGGCAAGAGUGACUCUGGGGUCAUCGGUGAAGAUAUGACCCUGUCGGAGCUGUCUGGCUGUGCAGAGUGAUGAACUGGUAGCAGGCAGCAUCUCUUGCUGACUCUGGAUGCGCAUUAGAACCCUUCCUGUUCGCUUCUGAAGGAGCAUGGUGUAAGCACUCAGCAGUUACAGUGGAGGAGGUGUCCCCCACCCUUGAACAAAAGGUCGGACUCUGAGGAUGAAACCUUAAGGUGGUUAGGUCCCAGAACAGGGAAGUGCACAGUCACCUUGGAGGGUCCAAGGGCUCCUAGCUUGAGUAUUAGGGAUGCAAGGUAUUAUAGGAUCCAGAAGAAGAAUGUGGAUGCAGGAGUGGUGGCAGCCAUGGCACUUAGAACUGUGGAAGUGGCUUUGUCAGAGUGCCCUGGGAGAAGCUGGGACGGUGCCGGAGCGUGAAGGAGUUUGAGAAGCUGAACCGCAUUGGGGAAGGCACCUACGGCAUUGUGUACAGGGCCCGGGAUACCCAAACGGAUGAGAUUGUUGCCCUGAAGAAAGUGCGGAUGGACAAGGAGAAGGAUGGUGAGCACGGAGGGGCCGCCGGACCACUCUGAGCUCACGUGGGAGGGGGAGGAAGGGGUCCCCAUCAGCAGCCUUCGAGAGAUCACGCUUCUCCUUCGCCUCCGCCAUCCGAACAUCGUGGAGCUGAAGGAGGUGGUUGUGGGGAACCACCUGGAGAGCAUCUUCCUGGUGAUGGGUUACUGUGAGCAGGACCUGGCCAGCCUUCUGGAGAACAUGCCAACACCCUUCUCUGAGGCGCAGGUCAAGUGCAUCGUGCUGCAGGUGCUCCGGGGCCUCCAGUACUUGCACCGGAACUUCAUCAUCCACAGGGAUCUGAAGGUCUCCAACUUGCUCAUGACGGAUAAGGGCUGCGUGAAGACAGCGGAUUUCGGCCUGGCCCGGGCCUAUGGCAUCCCGCUGAAGCCAAUGACCCCCAAGGUGGUCACCCUCUGGUACCGAGCCCCUGAACUGCUGCUGGGGACCACCACGCAGACCACCAGCAUCGACAUGUGGGCCGUGGGCUGCAUCCUGGCCGAGCUGCUGGCCCAUAAGCCCCUUCUGCCCGGCGCUUCCGAGAUCCACCAGGUGGACCUGAUCGUACAGCUGCUGGGGACACCCAGUGAGAACAUCUGGCCGGGCUUCUCCCAGCUGCCACUGGUGAGCCAGUACAGUCUGAGGAAGCAGCCCUACAACAACCUGAAGCACAAGUUCCCGUGGCUCUCGGAGGCCGGCCUGCGCCUGCUGAACCUUCUCUUCAUGUACGACCCCAAGAAAAGGGCGACGGCCGGCGACUGCCUGGAGAGCUCCUACUUCAAGGAGAAGCCCCUGCGUGAGUCUCCCCCACCCCCUGGCCGGCGCUUGGCUGGGGGUCCCUGUCCGUGCCGGGGCCGCUGUUGGGCAGGUGGGCAGUGGGGCCCGAGCAGGCACGGGCUGCUCGUGCCGCAGGAACCGUGUGCAGGGCCAGGAGGGGAGCAGAGGGAGGCGUGGGGGGCCCUUCCCACCCGGCGCUGAGCAGCCCCCUCCCUGCAGCCUGCGAGCCGGAGCUCAUGCCCACUUUCCCCCACCACCGCAACAAGCGUGCUGCCCCGGCCACAUCCUCAGGCGCUGAGAGCCAGAGCCGGCGCUGCAAGCCCUGAGGGCGGGGGCCCCUGCGGCCCGGCCUGUCCCUCGGCCAGGACCGACCAGCUGCUCCAGCUGACUGCACCGCUUCCUGCACCUCUGCCCACCGCUGCCCCAGAACGGCAGCGUGUGGACAUGGGGGAUGCCGGUGGGUGCGUCCUGCAGGCCCAGACACCCUGCCGGGCGCCACCUGGUGGCUCUGUCAUCUCAUGGCUCUGCCAUCUGGUGGCUGGGCUGGGUCCACCUGUUGCCAAGCCCUCAGACCCUCACUUCCCAGGAGGAAAUUUGGCUGGGCCCAUCUCAGGAGGUGUCUCUGGCUUGGGAUGAGCAGACCCCACGUGGUCACUUUUGUCCCCACUUGAUCCCCAGGGUCGGCCUAGGAAGGGAGAGGCUACAGUGACCCCCCCCGCUGGGGCUGCAGGACUCAGAGUGGGAAGGAGGGGUGGGGUGUGGGGUGCCGCCAGCUUGGUGGACUAGAGUCUGGGCAGCUCUGAGCCCACCAGAGGGACAGCCCCUGGGUUGGGGGCUGUGCCCUGUGCCCACUCCCCACUGAGGCUCCUGGGGAGGGACAUGGUUGGGCCUCGGAGAGAUAAACGCUUUCCUCACAGACA
Messenger RNA from Globicephala melas (long-finned pilot whale), 2380 nucleotides. It is a transcript of the gene CDK10, whose product is annotated as cyclin dependent kinase 10. Gene Ontology annotation, molecular function: cyclin-dependent protein serine/threonine kinase activity; ATP binding. Gene Ontology annotation, cellular component: nucleus. Gene Ontology annotation, biological process: regulation of mitotic cell cycle; protein phosphorylation. Lineage: Eukaryota; Metazoa; Chordata; Mammalia; Artiodactyla; Delphinidae. The record is from RefSeq and is a predicted model, not a curated record.